UAGCGGAGCAUCUUCCAGGCCUGUGAUGAGUCCUCCGGCUGACGGGGACUAAGUUGGGCGGUAGCACGGAGCCCGGAGCCCGGAGAUGGUGGUCGGGCCAGCGGCUCCGCAUCGAGAGUCCGGCCACUGCCGCUAACUGACCGCAUGUGAUGGGGCAGGUGCUGGGUUUCGGCCACUGCAAAGAAUCUGCCUCGACUGUCUCCACUACUCCAGAUUCCACGCCUUCCUCCACUGAAGGUGCCAGUGAGGACUUCUUGGAACCCCAGACGGCACAAGACCUGUCAGAUGAUGACGUCUCAACGGACACUUCCCUGCACUGGGGCACCCCUCGCCAGAUGUCCCUGGACUCGGCCUUGUCAUGCAGAGCAUCCCUCAUUCAGGCUGGUUGCUUCCCAUCCAGCAGCCUGUCCGACCUCACUGAGAGGGGGUUUGGAGAUGGAAGAAGUGGCUGUACGUUCUUGGCAGCUGAUACACCCCACACGACUAAUAAGCAGCAUUCUGCGUCCAGGGGCAUAGUCCGAACUGAGACAAUCGAGGCUUUUCUGGUGGAAGACAAGGAUGACAUGGAGAAAGAUCACAUCGAUCUGUCUGGAGUUUUGGAGCAGAAAGAGAGGGAAAGUGUACCUGAACUGAAGGCCGGUGCAGAAAGAACCAAACCCAAACCAAGGGAUGCAGAGAACUGGGACCCAUUGCUCUGCAGCCCCGUUCCAUCUGCCUCAGGAGCUUUUCUGCUCAGCCAAGACCACAAGGAGACUGAGGUUCCAAGACUGGGCCUUGAUGAGACUGUGACACAGACCCCAGUCAAUCCAAUAGGGGCCUCCAAUGACCAGAAGGAUCUUGAGAGGCCUGAUAUGGAGACUGAGAUGGAAGGAGGGUUGAACCUGGAAAGCACCAUCUCCAACAAGGAGAAGGUGAAGUUUACAGAAGUCCUUGAGGUGAUGUCACUGGCUGCCGAGCUCCAACUGCUGAGGGAGAUGGAAGAAGAGCAGCUGUCUUCAGAUCCCUCACUGCCAUCUGUCUCAGAGGGAGAGGAGGUUCCCAUGCCAGACCAUGGAGAACCAGGUGUGCUGCAGACAGUGGGUUUGGUUGAUACUUUAAUGCCCACCGGAGGGACAGGCAUUGUGGACAACGCAAAGCCAGGAGCAAGUGACAUCAACACCAACAGCAGUGAUACCAUUGUAUGGCAGUCCCCAGUCAUCCAGGUCUCAGUUGGGCAAGGAGCUCAGGAAGUGAUGGAUGAUGAAGCCCAGUUGGACAACAGGCAACUCAGUGCCUUGGACCAAACAGACCUUUGCAAAGCUAAGGUCUUCAAGGAUGCAGACCAAUUAGAGGCAGAGGGAGUGGAGGUUCCAAUGCCAGACCAUGGAGAACCAGGUGUGCUGCAGACAGUGGGUUUGGUUGAUACUUUAAUGCCCACCGGAGGGGCGGGAAUUGUGGACAACGCAAAGCCAGGAGUAAGUGACAUCAACACCAACAGCAGUGAUACCAUUGUAUGGCAGUCCCCAGUCAUCCAGGUCUCAGUUGGGCAAGGAGCUCAGGAAGUGAUGGAUGAUGAAGCCCAGUUGGACAACAGGCAACUCAGUGCCUUGGACCAAACAGUCCUUUGCAAAGCUAAGGUCUUCAAGGAUGCAGACCAAUUAGUAAUUGAUCUUCUGUACUGGGAGGACGUGAAGAAGACAGGCACCCUAUUCGGUGCCAUUAUCCUCACACUCUUCUCCCUCACCCAGUUCAGCAGCAUCAGUGUGCUGGCAUACCUGGCCCUCUCCGUGCUCUCCGUCACCAUCUGUCUGCGACUCUACACAUCUGUCUUACACCUAAUCUACAAAACACAGGAGAUCCAUCCAUUCCAGAGUUACCUUGAUUUGGACAUCAGCUUCACCCAGGAGCAGUUACGGAAAUCUUCAGAAACAUUGGUGUCUUACCUGACCAGCACUGUCAACCACCUCCGCCGGCUCAUCCUUGUUGAAGACCUGCUGGAUUCUCUGAAGGUGAGCGUGUGGGUAUUUGAGCAGUUCGGAGUCCUACUCUGGUUGCUGACGUACAUUGGGGCACUAUUCAAUGGACUCACUCUCACCAUUCUGGUCGUAGUUGGUGCCUUCAUCGUUCCCCUGGUUUACAGGAAGCAUAAGGUGCAGAUUAACCAAUACCUGGGGCUCCUGAGAGGACAAAUCAAGGAUGUAACAGCAAAAAUCCAGUCCAAGCUUCCAGGAUCAAAACCCAAAGCGGAAUAAUGGUGGAAAAGCAGGAACUGUGGCUGGAACCCAGGUGACAUUUGGAUGAGGACAGCCUUUGAAAGGUAUCAUAAUUUCUACAUUUUCUCCUGAUUUUGCUGAUAUGGAAUUUCUGAGUGCAACACCAAGAUCAAUCUCUGGCUCCUCUGCAGAAUAUAAAGAUAUAAAUAAAGAUCUGAAAAUAUUUACA
Molecule: messenger RNA, 2421 nt
Organism: Mobula hypostoma (lesser devil ray)
Lineage: Eukaryota; Metazoa; Chordata; Chondrichthyes; Myliobatiformes; Myliobatidae
Product: reticulon-2-like
Exons: 12
Coding region: 150-2231 (693 amino acids)
Cellular component (GO): endoplasmic reticulum membrane
Molecular function (GO): ATP binding
Source: RefSeq, a predicted model, not a curated record